AUGACCAACACAUUAUCUAUCUAUCUAUCUAUCUAUCUGACGUUUUAUCUGACCAUCACAUUAUCACUAUAUCUAACUAUCUAUCUAUCUGAUCAUCACAUUAUCUGUCUAUCAGACUUUUUAUGUGAUCAUCACAUUAUCACCAUAUGUAACAAAACAUUAUCAAUCUAUCUAUCUAACUUAUCUAUCUAUCUGACUUUUUAUCUGAGCAUCACAUUAUCUAUCUAUCUGACUUAUCUUGCCAUCACAUUAUCUGAAUUAUCUAUCCGUCACAUUAUCUAUCUAUCUAUCUGUCACAUUAUCUAUCUAUCUAUCUAUCUAACUUAUCUAGCACUCACAUUAUCUAUCUAUCUGAAUUUUUAUCUGACCAUCACAUUAUCACCAUAUCUAUCUAUCUAUCUAUCUGACUUUUAUCUCAAACAUUAUCUGACUGGCUUUUUAUCUGACCAUCACAUUAUCACCAUAUCUAUCUAUCUAUCUGACCAUCGCAUUAUCACCAUAUCUAUCUAUCUAUCUAUCUAUCUAUCUAUCACACACAUUUUGCGGCCUCGUUCCCAAGAACCAUGUCUUCUUCGACUCUCUCAUCGCUUUGUUCUUCGCAUAUUUCUGUCCAGGUUGAAAUUUAUUUUCCAUAUUUCCCUGUCCUUAGACCACACGUUAUAUUGUUUUCUUUUCUUUUUUUUCAACUUCCAGCCGCCAUGUUUUCUCCUUUUAUUUUCUUCGUCUGUCUUUCACUGUUUCUUCUCUUGUCAGCUUUUUUCAGUUCUUGUUUUAUGGUUCUCACGUGGGUAG
This is a messenger RNA of Acanthosepion pharaonis, 792 nucleotides long. The record is from the annotation of a GenBank genome assembly. NCBI's taxonomy places the organism in Eukaryota, Metazoa, Mollusca, Cephalopoda, Sepiida, Sepiidae.